CGCUCACCGGCACCAUCAGACAGAUAUAAGAUCGACUUCAUCCGACCGUGACUGCAUUCCGAACGCAGCGUACCGUACGGUACCAUGGCUCAGAAUCGAUACUUGGCUACUCCUGACCCCGAGUACGCUGCGCUGCUCGCCCAGCUCUCGCCGCCUCCGCCCAUCGGGGAAGACAUACAAGCGUGGCGGAAUUUGGCGAAAGACAUCGUCGUGCCUGCUUUGAAGAAGAUACGAGGUGCUCGUCUGCCUGCGGAGACGGAGUACCGCGUUGUAGACCACGAAGUGGCGGUGGACGGUGGCAAGAUCACCGCCAGAUGCACGAUCCCCACGAGCGGCGGUGAAGUCUUUCCUCUGAUGGUCUGGGUUCAUGGCGGAGGAUUCAUCACUGGGUCCCUUGAUACUGAUGAUUACCUCCUGCGCACCCUCAGCGUAGAGUUGGGAAUCGUCACUGUCAAUGUCGAGUACAGACUAGCCCCAGAGUUCCCGUUUCCCACUGCAUUGAAUGACUGCUAUGCUGCACUGAAAUGGGCGGCAGAGAGUGCAGCCUUGCUUUCGGCUUCCGUAGCGAGAGGUUUCCUGCUUGGUGGACAGUCGUCCGGUGGUAAUAUUGUAGCAGUACUGACACACCGCGCGCGGGACGAUCCGUUCUUCCGUGGGCGCCAACUCACUGGGCAUGUUCUGCAGUAUCCGCAAGUGGUACAUCCUGACGCGGUUCCUGCAAAACACGAAACGGAGCUGCUUUCCAUGGAGGAACUGAAGGAUGCACCUAUCCUGACGCGCGACGACCUACUCUUCUAUGCCCGGACGAUACAGGCAGACCCGUUCAAUCCGGAGUUCUCUCCUCUCCUCUAUCCCUCGCAUGCCGCCCUCCCGCCGCUGUAUAUUCAAAUCUGCGGGUGGGAUCCUGUCAGGGACGAAUGCUUGCUCUACGAGAAAGUCCUACACGAAGCUGGCGUGGAGACCAAGAUUGAUGUUUAUCCUGGUGUACCGCACAUAUUUGCGACAAUGAAUCCCGAAUUGACUCAAGCGGUCAAGCACGACCAGGACUUGAGGGCAGGGAUUCGAUGGCUGCUGGAGAAGACUACAAAUUAUUGACUGGGCGGCAAGUUCGAGGUUCCAUUACACGAGUACAACCAUUCCACUUGCCCAGGACGUAUUGGUGAAACGAGUCGUGUACUAUUGUCAAUGUACAGAGCCCCGCAACGGUAUACGAUCGACAGGAACAGGUGCAUGUGGUACGGACCGCUGGCCUGGAACAAUACUACAAGACAUGG
Fomitopsis serialis is the source of this 1274-nucleotide messenger RNA. Its product is annotated as alpha/beta-hydrolase. NCBI's taxonomy places the organism in Eukaryota, Fungi, Basidiomycota, Agaricomycetes, Polyporales, Fomitopsidaceae. The record is from RefSeq and is a predicted model, not a curated record. Gene Ontology annotation, molecular function: hydrolase activity. The coding region runs from base 85 to 1095 and encodes 336 amino acids. The transcript has 8 exons.